Messenger RNA from Scaptodrosophila lebanonensis, 951 nucleotides. Its product is annotated as tRNA 2'-phosphotransferase 1. Bases 224 to 868 code for a protein of 214 amino acids. Lineage: Eukaryota; Metazoa; Arthropoda; Insecta; Diptera; Drosophilidae. The transcript has a single exon. Gene Ontology annotation, biological process: tRNA splicing, via endonucleolytic cleavage and ligation. The record is from RefSeq and is a predicted model, not a curated record. Gene Ontology annotation, molecular function: tRNA 2'-phosphotransferase activity.
AAUUAGUUAAUUUUGUAAUUGUUUGUAAAUUGUUUGUAAACUAAUUUGUUUUUGUUUUCCGAAUUUUUGUUUGCUCCAAGUCAUGAUCGCUAGCAAAUCGAAGCAGAAAAGCUCUCAUCGGUCAUCUCUAGUUGUCGCAAAUAACUUAGUCAUCGGUUUAAUCUGUUUACUUCUCUUUCUAAACCUAAAAAAUGUAAUCUAAGCAUUUAUCUGCAAUUACAAUAUGGAUGGUCUUAGACUAGAUACCGGCCAGUUAGACAAACAGCUUACCUGGUUGUUGCGACAUGGCGCUCAAAAGGAGGGACUGGCUAUCGGGGAAGAUGGGUUUGUAGCCGUCGCCGACAUUCUGCAGCAUCCUAUGUUUGAAGACCUGUCCCUGACAAGCUUAAAGCAAAUCGUUGCCAGUGAUAAUAAGCAGCGAUACACAUUGCGGCGGAACCAACAGAACACUGCUUAUGAAAUACGCGCCAAUCAGGGACACUCAUUGCCUGUUGUACAAGCAGAAGCCUCCUUGCAACGUAUUCUGGAGGCCAGUGAGGUCCCUAUGGCUGUACACGGGAUCUACUACAGGAACUGGAAACGCAUAAUGAAUGAGGGCCUCAAGCGUUUUCCACGCAAUCAGGUGCAUUUUGCUGCAAGCGAUAAAUUGGCAAAAGCAGCAGGUGGAAUUGGUGACAAUAUAUCCGGCUUGCGACAUGACUACCCUGUGCUUAUUUAUUUGAAUGUAGCCAAAGUUCUGGCUGAUGAAAUUCCACUUUAUCGUUCCACAAACAAUGUUAUUCUAUGCGCUGGAGUAAAUGGGUGCAUUACAUCUUCGUAUUUUGAGCGCGUUGUAGAUAGACGUUCUGGAAAAAACUUGAUGCUUUAAACGAAGCUUAAACUAUGUGAUGUUUUUUGUAACGUAUUUAAUCUUACUUGAAAUAUAUAUAUCCGAAACUUGUGUCAAAACAA